AUGCCCGAGUGCCCUCGGCCGCUGUUCCCCGUGGGCAGCGCACCUGGCGCGGCUCCGGCCGGCGCCGUCCUGCGCUCUGCCCGGCGCGGCAGGGACCCGCCGCCCCGCCGGCCGAGCCCCUCUGUCCCUCUGCCCCCGGUGCCGGCCGAGCCCCUCUGUCCCUCCGUCCCUCGGUGCGGGCCGAGGACGCUGCUGGCAGCCCGGGCAGCCCCGGGCGCCCUCCCGCCGGCCCCCGGGCGGUGCGGCCCCGCCUGCGGGAGCCGCGCCCGGGCCGCGCCCCAGGAGCGGCGACGGAGGGUGGCCCCGCUGGCCGCGGCCACGGCCGCCCGGGCGGGGGACGAGCCGCUCCUCAGGGGCAUCUUCGAGAUCGACAAGAGGAGCUGCGAUGUGGUUCUGAGCGCCCGGCGGCUCCGCUGGAGCCCCAUCCUGCCCGAGAGCCCCACAGGUGAUUCCAGUGUGGCUUUACAGGCUCAAGAGGAGAUUAUUGAAAUGAAAGAUGUGUUUUCAGUAAAACUAAAACGUCGUCGUUUUGCAGGGCAGAAAAAAGGUGGUACUUUGUUGGGUAUCACAGUUUUUACAUGCUUGCAUAAAGAAGAGAAUAAGCUUACAGACUGUGCUAUCCAUUUAAAUAACUUGAGUGAAGAUCACUGUCAGUCAUGGUUUAGACAUCUGAAGGAAAUUCUGAAUGGCUUUGAGAACAGACCUAAAUCCUUGAAAGUGUUCGUUAAUCCAAGCAGCCACAAAAGAGAAGCCACUCACAUUUAUUAUGAAAAGGUUGCACCUCUUUUUAAACUUGCUGACAUAAAAACUGAUGUCACAGUAACUGAAUAUGAAGGACAUGCUCUCUCAGUACUUAAAGAAUGUGAACUGCAGGCAUUUGAUGGGGUGGUUUGUGUUGGUGGAGAUGGAUCUGUCAGUGAAGUUGCUCAUGGGCUACUACUCAGAGCCCAGAUAGAUGCUGGGAAAGACACAGACUAUGUGUCCAAGCCUGUCAGAGCCCCCAUUCCUCUUGGAGUAAUACCAGCAGGUACUACAAAUAUUUUGGCCCAUACACUCUAUGGUAUUAAACAUGCAGUGACAGCAACAUUGCACAUUGUAAUGGGACACACCCAGGCCGUAGAUGUGUGCACGUUCAGCGCCCCGGGCAAGCUGCUGCGCUUCGGCUUCUCGGCCAUGCUCGGCUUUGGGGCGAGGACUUUGGCUCUGGCCGAGAAGCACCGAUGGAUGCCCUCCAGUCAGAGGAAGGAUUUUGCUUUCAUCAAAACGCUGGCAGAUCUCAAGCCAGAGGAAUGUGAAUUAUCAUUUCUCCCUCUACAAAUUCAGCAGGAAGAAUCUCAUGACGACAGAAAGAACAAAGAGAGAAUGAAGAUAGGUAGCAAGGAUCAAUGGCAGAAAAUUCAGGGUCACUUCCUGAAUGUGAGCAUUAUGGCAAUCCCUUGUCUGUGUUCAAUGGCACCAAGAGGCUUGGCACCUAAUACGAGGUUGAAUAAUGGAAGCAUGGCUCUUAUUGUUGUACAAAAUACUUCUCGAGCAGAGUUUAUAAAGCAUCUGAAAAGAUACACCAGUGUAAAAAAUCAGUUCAAUUUUCCCUUUGUUGAGACCUACACAGUUCGAGAAGUAAAAGUACAACCAAAGCUUAAAAGUGGACCUGAUGCCAAGGAAAAUGUGUGUCUGAAUGCAGAAGGAAACUACCCUUGGAAUAUAGAUGGAGACUUAAUGAAGGAAGCAUCAGAAGUUCAUGUUCGGGUGCACCCUCAACUUAUUGAUCUCUAUGGAGUGAACACUGAUGACUUGGAGAGUUCCCAAGUGACGUGCAACUGCAUCUAGAAGGGACACACUGGAAAUUCUGUAAUAAAAAAUCCUGUUCUCAGCCCUAUGCACAGCUUUCUAAGGUCUGGGUUGGUACUGAUGUCAGUUGUAGCAGACACUUAAUUGGGAUGUUUGUUCUAUUUCUGUGUUUAAAUUUUUACUAAAUGAUAUCUUUUUAUCAGGUUCUAUUUAACUGUAUUGAAGAUGUUAGGCUUUAACAAGAAAAAAUGAAAAUUGAU
Messenger RNA from Sturnus vulgaris (Common starling), 2048 nucleotides. RefSeq names its product CERK like autophagy regulator (gene CERKL). Gene Ontology annotation, biological process: sphingolipid metabolic process; phosphorylation. Gene Ontology annotation, molecular function: lipid kinase activity. NCBI's taxonomy places the organism in Eukaryota, Metazoa, Chordata, Aves, Passeriformes, Sturnidae. The record is from RefSeq and is a predicted model, not a curated record.